UAACUCCCGACUCUCUUGACCAGUCCCGAAGGGGAGAAAUUGGCGGUGCAGAUGGCGGCAACGUAGCCGCCGGCGGCGGCGGCACAGAUAUCCGGUGUGGAAUUCUCCGGCAUAGAUGGGAGGGCAUCAAAUCCACCAGUAUUGGCGUCCAUGGCUUUCGAAAACGUACGUGCUACGAGCCGAUCAUCCAGAUCCCAGGUGCUUUCAAGUGGAAGAACUAGAGCAGUGAGUAAGAAGAAACCAGUGAAGAGCAAAGAAAAAGCAAAGAUGCUAACAAUGAGUGAUCAAGUUGAUAAAAGUUUGGGAGAAAAAAAUGUUGUUGAUGAUGUUAUGCUUGAAUUUGACCAAUAUGUAAUGUAUCAUGAAAUGAAGAAGAAAAUAGAGGAAGUACUAAGUAGUCAGGAAUUGAUGUUAAGUCAAGAAAAAUUUAGCACGCAGACAGAUUUGAAUCAAUUACGCAAGAAGUUAUUACUACACAAUGUGUUGUAGAAGAUGUGACUGAGCGAGAUGAUAAUGAAGAAGAUAAAGAUGCUUUAAAUGGUCAAGACAUUGAAGAGAUAAAUUUUCUACAGCAACAAAAAUGUUUUGGAGUUUCUAGUCCUUCUUCUACUGUCAUAAGUGGAAAUCAAGAUGAUGAACUAGUAGGAGAUAAUAUAUCUUCUAUUCAAAAUGAAAAUGCAAUGAGCGUGGUGCUUGGUUCUGAUAAGGAUGCAGUUUCUUGUGAGAAUGCUCUUGAAAACACAACCCAAGAUAUUGGUAAUAGCAGUGGGGAUUCUGAUGAAGAUGAUGAUGAUAGUGUUUCAAAAGAUGAAGAGUAUAUGUUUCCAACGCCGGAUGAAAUAGAGAAGACAAAUGUGCCUCAAGUUGGAAAGGUGUUCAGUACUCUGGAUGCUGCUAAAAGGUUUGUUAAUGUAUAUGCUCUGACCAAUGGAUUCGGAAUAAAGAAAGGAAGAAACCACAAGAAUAGAAAGAUAUCUUUUGUUUGCAACAAGAGUAGGAAGACUGUGUCGACAUAUACAGGGGCAAGAAAAAGGAGGAUAAAUGUUCUUCAAAGAACGAACUGCCAAAUGCAUGUUACAGUCUGCUUGGAAGAUGGAAAAUGGCACAUUCAAUCCCAAGAUUUGAAGCAUAACCAUGAUUUGGUUUCUUCUCCAUCUCUAACACAAUUCUUCCUUAGUCAUAGAAGUAUGAAUGAUGCUGAGAAGUUAUUGUCCAGGCUCCUACAGGAACACAGAAUAAAACCUUGGAAAAUCAUGAGCAUAUUUAGGAAGCUAUGUGGUGGAAAAUUUGGGAAUAUAACUUUUGAUGUCAAGAAACUUGACAAUUUGAAGCAAGAUGACCGUGAGAAGAGAAGUAACACAGACAUAGAACACACUUUGGAUUAUAUUGAGAAGUUGCAAGUUGAUAAGCCUGGUUUUGUAUACAAAGCACAGAGACAUUCUUCCAAUUCCAUCCUUAGUUUGUUUUGGACUGAUGCAAGGUCAAGGAUGGAUUACCUGUUGUAUGGAGAUAUUAUUUCGUUUGAUACAACGUUCAGCACCAACAAAUAUAACAUGCCUUUUGCGCCAAUAAUAGGAGUUAAUGGCCACUCGAGAACAAUUGUCUUUGGCUGGGCUCUUUUGCAAGAUGAGAAAGUAGAUACUUUCAAGUGGCUAUUUGAGACAUUUGUUGAAGUGAUGGGUGGAAAGAAGCCAGGAGUUGUGCUCACUGAUCAAGAUGCUGCUAUGAAAAAAGCAGUUCCAAAGGUGUUCCCAGAUGCAUUGCACAGAUUUUGUAUUUGGCAUGUUUGGAGGAAAGCAAGGGAGAAUCUGAAAGUAUACUUUCAUUUGAAGAAAGGCAUGGAGAAGGACUUGGAUGAAUGUAUCAUGCAGUCAUUGACGGUAGAGGAGUUUGAAACCAAAUGGCAGGAAAUGCUGGAGAAGCACAGUUGUGGGAAACAUGCUCACAUCAAGCGGAUGUGGGAGAAUAGGCAGUACUUUGUUCCUGCUUACUACCAACGAGUCUUCUGUCCUUUCACUAGAUCAACAAGCAGAAGUGAGAGUUUCAACUCUAACUUUAAGGAUUAUGUUUUGAGGAAAGACACAAUUGAAACAUUUAUCCGUCCAUAUGAAUUGUUCCAGGAGAGUGUGAUACAUAUAGAAAACGAAGAUAGGUUCUUGUCUAAUGAGAAAAUUCCUGUUAUGUGGGGAUAUCAACGGUUUGAACGGCAUGCAGCUGAGAUAUAUACUAGAGCCAUAUACAGCAAGUUCCUGACAGAGAUGAUGAAUGCCACCACUUUUGGAGUGAGAGAGAUUGAGAAAGAUAAAAACUAUGAACUUAAAAGAAACUUUGAGUAUGAGAUCCCAGAAUUUGACAGGGAGAUAUUCACUGUGCAUGUAGAUCGAGCUGCUGAGCAAUUUGACUAUGAAUGUGGAAAGUUUGACAGAGAUGGAAUUUUAUGCUGCCACAUUCUGAGACUGUUUACUCAGUUUGAUUACCUCAAGAUUCCAGAAAGGUAUAUAGUGGCAAGAUGGACAAGAGAAUUCAGAGAGAUUAAGCUAAGGAAGCACAAGAUUGAUGUUCUUGGUCCACAAAGCCAAGACCAGUCACACAAUGCCGUGCGAUAUGCAAUUGUAAUGAAUACUGUUGGUGAGGUCUGUUCGGACAUUAGUCAUGAUUCUGGGUAUCGUCAAGAAUUAUUAGAUGCAGUCAAGACUGUCCACAACAAGUAUCUUGCUGGGAGAGAAGAAACAGAAGGGAACCAAGAAGCAAAUGAGAAUGAAAGGAAUAGAAAUAGUGACAAUGGCCUAAAAGAUCCUGCUGUUAAAAAGAACAAGUCUGUCAACAAAGGGAAUAGAAUGAAGCCUCGUUCAGAAAUUGAAGCUCAAAAGUGUGCUGCGCGAAAGAGAAAAAAUUCAAUAUAAAGGUGUGAGUACUAGUGCAUAAAAACGAUUAAGAAAAGUUAUUGUUGAGAUACUCUCAGGUUGAAGUUGGUAUGCUGGAUAUAAAAACAGUGGCUAUUUAUGUAGGCUAUAGCAUAGAUUGUGGUAUUACUUUUUUUAAGGGAUAUAUUCAACAAAACAUUAUUUCUUGCUGUAAUUGGAAAUGGUGCCCUUAUUGCUUAUUGAAAAUAUUAGUGUGAGGCAUAGUAAACGUCUCACUAUUUGUGUUUACAAACAAAAAAAAUUAGUUGUUGCAUUUGUGAUGUAUGAGGUACUGUUUUUUCGUUUCAUACUCAAGAUGAUGCAGUUGAAUUUAGACAUGAAAAUACAUUUUGGUUUGA
This is a messenger RNA of Aegilops tauschii subsp. strangulata, 3262 nucleotides long. RefSeq names its product protein FAR1-RELATED SEQUENCE 5. Gene Ontology annotation, biological process: regulation of DNA-templated transcription. NCBI's taxonomy places the organism in Eukaryota, Viridiplantae, Streptophyta, Magnoliopsida, Poales, Poaceae. The record is from RefSeq and is a predicted model, not a curated record.